Messenger RNA from Chlorella variabilis, 201 nucleotides. RefSeq lists its product as hypothetical. The transcript has 2 exons. Bases 1 to 201 code for a protein of 66 amino acids. NCBI's taxonomy places the organism in Eukaryota, Viridiplantae, Chlorophyta, Trebouxiophyceae, Chlorellales, Chlorellaceae. The record is from RefSeq and is a predicted model, not a curated record.
AUGGCAGGAGGGAGUGCCGCUACCCGCGGCAACCAGCGUGACACCGACCGCGCUCGGGCGCAGAAGCGCAAGGACAAGGUGGCAGCCGCGCUCAAGGGCAAGGAGGACGGGCUGACCCCGCUGCAGCGCAAGGAGCGCGACGCCAAGGCGCUGCAGGAGAAGCUGGCCAAGAAGGCGGCGGAGGACGCCGCCAAGAAGUAG